Molecule: messenger RNA, 1805 nt
Organism: Mytilinidion resinicola
Lineage: Eukaryota; Fungi; Ascomycota; Dothideomycetes; Mytilinidiales; Mytilinidiaceae
Exons: 1
Coding region: 17-1393 (458 amino acids)
Source: RefSeq, a predicted model, not a curated record
ACCUGCAGAACUUCCAAUGCCUCCCAAGAUGCCUCGCGCCAAACGCCCACUUGCCGAAACUGAUCCCAACGCCUCUACUGGCCGGACGACACGCUCCAAAGUGGCCAAAUUGGACGCACCCAAGGGCAAAGAAAACAAAACCGUGUUAGGAGCGAAGAGAACAAGCAAACAGGACAGCAAGAGAUUGAAAUCCUUGACGAAACACGUGGAGGAAGAUGAAGGGCUCGAGGACUACGCCAACACAUCAAACAAUCGACUAGGGUGGCUCCUGCUAGAUCGAGGGCUUCCCUAUGGUACAACGGAUGAAAGAGAUGUGAUGAUCAUGCGUCUCGAGAUAGCAGAUGCAACCGCAAAGGAACUUAAUGUACCGCCUUACACUCCGCCAUACUUCCCGCCAACUACAGCGGACAUUCGCAACGCCGAGGCCAGCAGUCUCAAGAAGCAGACCGACUUUGCCUCAAAGGACAAUAGCAAGCUCCGGUCGAUGCUAGAAGCGCGCAAGCUAUCUACUUAUGGUACACGGGAUGCGCCAGUCCAGCGCUUGGAGGCGCACCCGACGGUUGACUAUGAGCAAUACACCACGGACGAAUUAUCGGCGAUGGCGUCGCGGCGACACAUGAGAAUGGACACCACUGGUCCGAAGGCUGUGAAGAUUGCGCGGUUGCGCAUGAACGACGAACUGAAGCGCGAUACGGGAAAUACGCCGGAAGGUGAAUUGUAUGGCGCCAUUUCUGCAAUGGAGAUGUUUGUAGGCGCGUUUCGGCGAGACAAAGACAGAGCGCUGCGCGGCGAUUACUCCUUCGUCAGGAGCUUCUGUCGGCCCGCAUCAACUCUCAAAGAGCUUCUGCAUGAGCGCAAUCUGCCGGAAUCUGGGAACAUCGCGACGAAAAUGGAACGGCUGCGUAAGGACGAUGCGCGCCGGGCGACGCCGUUCGCGACACGCAUCUUCGAAAAGCGCAUCAACGAUGCACGGUCCGAAUGGGAGAAAUUACGAGUAAAAUUCGAAGAAGCUACAGGACGUCCUCUUCUCUGUGUUUCGGAAGAUUUGAAUGCGGAAAGCAAAUUGCACCAACGCGAUCCAGUUCGCAACGCCCCAAAGGAUGACCCUCCGGUCAAACACAUGGUUGACUACGACUGGCGCAGCUCGCGCUGGGCCGAUCGGAACAGGCAUCAGCUGGUGGAUAUCGCCAAGAAUCGGGGUAUGCCACAUGCCAGCGGGGCACCAAAGGCUGCAAUGAUUAAGUGGCUCGAGACGGGGGAGAUUGAAUAUGAAGAAUACUAUACCACUUCUCUUCACGCCAUGUGUUCAGAAAGAGGCAUCGACGUCAACCAGACCAAGAAGAAAGUCGAGAUUAUUAGAUUGCCGAAAGAGCACGAUGAGGAGAAGUCCUAGCUAUCGGUCUUCCGCAUCAGCAUCCCUUCUCUUCACCUCCUCCGUCUAAACCCCAAUCCUGCAUCCUGGGGGCGUUCCACAGUCACCUUCAGAUUUCUUAAAAAGUAGCUAGCCCCUGGUAGACCUUUAUCGGCAAAAGAGUAAGCAGUAGUCCGAGCACUAAGGUCUUCUAGAAGGUGUUGUUAGGAAGUUAGGAGGUUAAGAGGAAUUGGAGGUGGAGGGCCCGCCCGGGCCCUAGAUUCCCCCAAAAUCACCUUAACAAUCGGGCUUCUUAGCACUAAUAUUCGGCCGAUAUCCGCUCGAUAUACCGUUCUUGUAUGAGAGAGCUUUGAACGUAACGGUAUAUUGAGAUUUGAACGAUAUAGCAUGAACGGUAUACCUAGCUUUUCCUGUAGAAAUUUAGUUUCAGUCC